Cyprinus carpio (common carp) is the source of this 2228-nucleotide messenger RNA. RefSeq names its product FYN-binding protein 1-like. NCBI's taxonomy places the organism in Eukaryota, Metazoa, Chordata, Actinopteri, Cypriniformes, Cyprinidae. Gene Ontology annotation, biological process: T cell receptor signaling pathway; integrin-mediated signaling pathway; protein localization to plasma membrane. Bases 6 to 1487 code for a protein of 493 amino acids. Gene Ontology annotation, cellular component: plasma membrane. The record is from RefSeq and is a predicted model, not a curated record. Gene Ontology annotation, molecular function: protein binding. The transcript is spliced from 17 exons.
AACCAAUGAUCCUCCUCCCCAUCCCGCCCAGAAGGGCUCUGCCAGCCACUCUCAUUGUGGAUCCCCCACUUGAGAAACCAACGCAGUCUCCUGCCAGAGACUUCCAGAUUCCCACAACACCAUCUGAACCUCUAGAAACACAUGAAGAGUCACUAUACGACAACUCAUUUGAGAGUUAUGAAGAUGCUGAGGAACCUGAGGCUCCAGCACCUUCAUCCUUUAGGCCUCCAUCAGUACCAUCAUCAGCUUCUAGUACCAAAAGGCCGGUUUCAGAUCAUGAGGAAGUCUUCCUGAAACAGUUGAGCCUAAAACAACAGUCGAAAGAGGAUGUGUUUCCGAAUGUGGAUGAUAGAGAUGUGGAUUAUGGGUCUAUGAACUCUGGCUCUCCAUAUCCAGAAACUCAAGCUGCAGUGCAUCAGGACUCAGUGCGAAGCUCACCUGCCUUGACUCCAUCAGGGACCCUUGAAAGAGGUGACAGUGUCUUUGAAGAUCAAUCAGACAGUAAAAAAGGCAAAACGGCAAAGACUAAGAAACAGAAAGGGCCUCCAAAGAAUCCGUAUGCUGAUACACCAGCAGUGGUGGAGGAGGCUCCCAAGAAAAGCUUGUUCUCCAGGAAGAGGUCAAGAAAAGUGGCAGAUGACAAAGAACUAAAGAAAAAAGAGAAACAGCGAGAAAAGGAAAAAGAGAAAGAGAAGGAAAGAGAAAAGAAGGAGCAGAAAGAAAAAGAAAAGAAAGAAAAUGAAAUGAGGAAAAAAUUUAAGAUCACAGGCCAGGAAGAGCCCAUUUAUCAUGUUAAAGUCAUCGAGGACUGUAAGGGCCGUAAAAACGACCUGCCGGUGAAGGUUGGAGACACCGUGAGCAUCAUCCGCACCAACAACUGCCCUAAAGGAAAAUGGCUGGCAAAGGACAGCAACAACAAAUACGGUUACGUUCCGGUGGAGAGUGUGGAUUUGAACAUCAAUGGCAUUAUGGAGCUGGGGAAGAUGACAACAGGAUCUAACAGAUCCAACGGCAAUGGACACAAAGACCCAGAGGUCACCAGUACAGGCAGCAGGACCUCUGAGAAUUAUGGCAUGAACCAUGAGAGCUUCUCAGAAGACAGUGAGGAGUGGACCUAUGAUGAUGACGAUCCUGUGUUUGGCUCUUCUAAUGAAACAGCACACAUGGCGCUGAAUCAAUCACACGGCACACCAGCUCAAGACCAGUGUGAUUCAACUUAUAUGAACGUGCCAGGAAAACAGGAAGCAAUUCAAAAACUCUCCACAUUCUUUAUGCAACCUAAGACUCCCUCUCAGUCUCUACCACAGAACAACAGCCCAGUAAUGCCAGAGCCCACACCAGAGGAUCCUGACAGCUCAAAUAAAGAAGAAGAUGAUUUAGAUAUGUCAGCUCUCCAGAUUCUUCCUCCUCCGGACCUGUAUGCCGACAUCAUAGCUGGAGACUCCAUGCCUAUUUACAGCAAGCCAAUCAAACCCAUCUCAAAAUAGCCAAAUAACUCUGGCUGCAAGAGGGAAAGAUGGACUGCUCUGGAUCUUCACUGUUUCUGAGUUCAUAACCCUCCUGUGGGCUGCGUUUUGAUGAGCAGCACAGUAAAUGUCCCCCACACAAGCUCAAGAGAAGACGUGUCUGUCAAGUGGGAAGAAUUAUGUUUGUGAUUUGUGAUUUGUGAUUGUGCAUCAGUCUGAAAGUGGCGAGUUCUUCUAUAUUCAUGUAUAUUAUGUUCAAUCUGUGAAAAAAGGCACUUGUAUGAUGUGAUGAGAAGCUCUUUGGAUUAUUUAAAGCAUUACAUUGAAGUGUUAGUUCUGUGGCAAGAUCAUCAUCUGAUGAGUCUGAUGAUUUUAAGAGAUUAAACAAUUGACAGAUCAACAUGACAGCUUAUGCAUGUUAAAACAUCUUCACUUUUGGGUUUGGUUUUAACAGAACAUUGCAAUGUCAACAUUAAAAUGUAGUUCCUAAGUCAGCAUUAUUUUUGUGGUAUUAUUUACUUCAAAGGAUUGCAACUUAAAGGUUUAUAUAAUCAAACCAUGCAUUUGUAUUAGAGUGACUAGUAUUAUAUUAUUUGUUUUAUAUUUUACAUGCAGUUCUUUAUGUUUAAGUAUUCCCAGUCUUCGGGGCUACUCUGCAUUAGGGAAAAUAUGCUGAUGCUUGUAGUGCAAGUUUAAGUGUUGUUUAUUUUGUAAUUCUACUGCAUAUACUAAAACAAUAAAUGACACAGUUGUGUAUCUUAA